AUGUCUUUCACCUUUGGCACGCCGCCGGCCAGUAGCUCUGCUGGUCAGGCCAAUAGUACCACGACUUCGACAGCACCUGCUUCCGGAGGUCUUUUCGGUUCAUCGUCGACUCCCACAGCUGCUCCUACCACUACUAGUCUGUUCGGCCAAGCCACAGGUACCCCGACCUUCUCCUUUGGCAACGCAAACAAGACUUCUACGACACCUGCAACUGGUGGAGGUGGUUUAUUUGGAAACACAGCGUCAAAGCCCGCUGAGCAGAAACCACUCUUUGGCGGCAUGACUCCAGCUGCCCCUGCUUCAAACACACCUGCCACAGCAGCACCCGCAGCAAACAGCGGUGGCGGUUUGUUUGGUGGUGGAAGUGGCACUCAGCCUGCCUCAGCCGGUGGUUUGUUUGGAGGCGCAAGCACACAACCUGCCUCCACUGGUGGCAUGUUUGGAAGCAAGCCUGCGGCUGGUGCUGCUUCGACCACUCCAGCAGCUGGAGCCGCAUCAACAACCACAAACGCAGGUGGACUGUUUGGCGGCAAGGCACCAGAGACCGCUACCUCCAGCUCACAACCCGGUGGUCUUUUUGGUUCUGCUGCUUCCAAGCCGGGUACGACUACUUCACUAUUUGGAGGAGCCAAUGCAUCUACACCCGCUGCACCAUCUACAACAACAGCCACCUCUUCUGCACCCUCCUUGUUCGGUGCCGCCAAUCCCUCUAGCACUGCUCCAGCCGCAACGCCUGCAAAGCCUAUGUUUGGCGCAUUAAACUCUACAACUCCGGCCGGAGCCCCUCCAAUGGAUGCUCAAAAGAAGGACGAGGCAAAGCCUGGUGGUGCUGCUGGCUUGUUUGGAGGUCUAGCACCCAAGGCCACAGCCACCUCGGGCUCCCUGUUUGGUGCAAAGCCAGCUACAACAGAAUCUUCCACUCCAGCAGCAUCGGCGGCUCCGACCUCUUUAUUUGCCCAGCCAGCAGCUUCUUCGGCAGAUGCUGCAAAGACUGCCACUACCACUACUGCCGCAGCCACCCCAAGCUUAUUUGGCAACGCUGCCAGCGGAAGCUCUUCGACUCCUACCACUGGUGCUCCUGCAGGUGGGCUCUUUGGUAACAAGACUGCAACGGCACCGGCCACAUCAGAAGCAGCAAAGCCUGCUGCUAGCCUCUUUGGUGCUGCACCAUCCGCGAACGCUGCCGCACCUGCAGCAACUACAGCUACAGAGAAACCCUCAAUGUUUGGCGCCGCCAAGCCUGCCACCGCCCCAGCUACCACAGCGUCCUCUUCCACGCCAAUUGCAGCAACAGCUACGGCUACUGCGACUGGCGCCGCGACACCCGCUGCCAGCACUCUUGGAGGCGUCAAGCCUGCGACGACUGCUUCUGCCUUGGGCGCUUCAACUGCCGGGCCUACAUCACAGUUGGCACGCCUAAAGAACAAGACCAUGGAUGAGAUCAUUACCCGCUGGGCUACGGAUCUUUCCAAGUAUCAGAAGGAGUUCAAAGAGCAAGCUGCUCAGGUGGCAGCUUGGGACCGACUGCUUGUGGAAAACGGAGCCAAGAUUCAGGAGCUCUACCUAAACACAUUCGAAGCUGAGAAGGCUUCCAGAGACGUCGAGCGUGUCCUUGCAGGCCUUGAGAGCCAGCAAGAUGAACUCGAGCUCCACCUCGACAACUAUGAGCGUGAAGUCGAUCAGUUAUUCUCUCGAGACAUCGGUCAUCCUGACUCCUUGACUGGCCCCGACCAGGAACGUGAGAAGACUUACAAGCUCGCAGAGAAACUCACAGACCGCCUAGACGAGAUGGGCAGAGAUCUGUCCAAGAUGAUCAAGGAAAUCAAUGAUAUCUCGGGCUCUGUCAGCAAGAGUAACAAGCCCGAUGAUCCUCUGACCCAGAUCGUGCGUGUCCUCAACAGCCACUUGACACAGCUCCAGUGGAUCGACACAAAUGCCGCGGCUCUGCAGGCCAAGGUCAAUGCAGCUCAAAAGGCCGGAGCAGGAAUGGGCAGUCAGUAUGGUGGCUCGGAGCAAGAUGCUGCCGAGAGCUUCUAUCGCUCUUACAUGGGCGGUAGAAGAUAG
Molecule: messenger RNA, 2064 nt
Organism: Pestalotiopsis fici W106-1
Lineage: Eukaryota; Fungi; Ascomycota; Sordariomycetes; Amphisphaeriales; Sporocadaceae
Exons: 2
Coding region: 1-2064 (687 amino acids)
Biological process (GO): protein import into nucleus; RNA export from nucleus
Cellular component (GO): nuclear pore central transport channel; nuclear pore
Molecular function (GO): phospholipid binding; structural constituent of nuclear pore
Source: RefSeq, a predicted model, not a curated record